This is a messenger RNA of Lottia gigantea (owl limpet), 1620 nucleotides long. RefSeq lists its product as hypothetical. The transcript is spliced from 12 exons. Gene Ontology annotation, cellular component: Golgi apparatus. Gene Ontology annotation, biological process: regulation of Notch signaling pathway. The record is from RefSeq and is a predicted model, not a curated record. Lineage: Eukaryota; Metazoa; Mollusca; Gastropoda; Lottiidae. Bases 1 to 1620 code for a protein of 539 amino acids. Gene Ontology annotation, molecular function: Notch binding.
AUGGCUGAACAAGUUGAGGAGAGCAGAAGUAAUAUGUCUGCUGAAAAUGAAAAGUAUGAUGAAAAUUAUUUAUUGAGUUUAGCUGAGAUUAAAAGUGAAAAUGAUCAACAACUACAUGAUGAAGGAUAUCACCAACAUGCAUUCAAUUUACUAAUUAGUGAAAAACUUUCCUUCACUAGACCACUUCCUGAUACAAGAGAUCCACAAUGUAAAGAUAAGGUAUACCCCACCAACCUACCUAAAGCCAGUAUUGUUAUUUGUUUUUAUAAUGAGGCAUAUUCAUCUUUACUGAGAACAGUACACAGCAUUUACCAUCGGUCACCAAAUGAUCUGAUACAUGAAGUUAUUUUAGUCAAUGAUAAUAGUGAAAUAGAGGGUUUGCUGCCCAAAUUAAGAACUUAUUUAUCAAAUCAUUUACCUGCGGUUAAACUGGUCACAAGUGCAGAAAGGUUAGGGUUAAUACGGGCUCGAAUAUUCGGUGCCAGAAAAGCUACAGGAGAGGUAUUGGUGUUUUUAGACAGCCAUUGUGAAGUUAAUGAUGGUUGGCUGGAACCAUUAUUAGCCAGAGUUCAAGAAAACAGUAAAAAUGUUGUGAUACCUAUUAUCGACAUGAUCAAUGCUGACACAUUUAUUUACGAAAAAUCACCCCUCGUGAAAGGUGGUUUUAAUUGGGGAAUGCAUUUUAGAUGGGAUCCUCUACCAGCUAGCACAGGGCCUAUCUCACAUACUGAUCCUAUAGUAUCUCCCACCAUGGCAGGUGGAUUGUUUGCUAUAAAUCGAGUUUAUUUCCACCAUCUCGGAGAAUAUGAUCCUGGCAUGGACAUCUGGGGUGGAGAAAAUUUGGAAAUUUCUUUUAGGAUCUGGCAAUGUGGCGGUAAUUUAGAGAUCUUGCCCUGUUCUCGUGUGGGUCAUAUUUUCCGUAAGAGACGACCCUAUGGUUCUCCACAUGGGGAUAGUUUUUUGAAAAAUUCCUUACGAGUUGCUCAUACCUGGAUGGAUGAAUACAAGAAACAUUUUUUCAACAUUCGACCAGAGGCAGCUAAAAUGGAGUAUGGUGAUAUUUCUAAAAGGUUGGAGUUACGAAAGCAACUGGGGUGUAAAAGUUUUAAAUGGUAUUUGGAUAAUGUCUACCCAGAACAAAGUAUACCGUCUGUUAAUGGUCAGGGGAGAGAAGCCAAAUUUAUGAGGCCUAUUGUACAUAAAGAUAUAGUUGUUAAACAAAAAGGUUUGUUAAAGCAUACAGGUUCUGGACUGUGUGUGGACAGUGUAGGAGAUGUCCAUGUAAAAAAAUCUUUAUUACGUUUAACAGUUUGUAAUUUAAGCAACGAAAAUAAAAAUCAGGUAUGGUAUGAAACAGGGAAUAAGGAAAUGCGUCUGGCCAAUGUUUUGUGUCUGGAUGUAACUGGAGAAGGGAAGACAGAAUUUGCCAGGUUAACAAAAUGUGGUGGGUUUGGAUCUCAGGAAUGGAUUUGGAACACAAAGGAUGGAAGAUCUCAGUUGUUUAACCCAGCUAGUGGAAUGUGUUUGACAACUGUUAAUAUAGAGCCUGGGAGUUAUCUCACCUUGGCCGUCUGCUCAUCUAGUCAGCUACUGGACUUUCAUUUAAUAUCUGCAUCUUAG